Molecule: messenger RNA, 2596 nt
Organism: Pseudopipra pipra
Lineage: Eukaryota; Metazoa; Chordata; Aves; Passeriformes; Pipridae
Product: mothers against decapentaplegic homolog 6-like
Exons: 3
Coding region: 551-1759 (402 amino acids)
Biological process (GO): SMAD protein signal transduction; regulation of transcription by RNA polymerase II; cell differentiation
Cellular component (GO): heteromeric SMAD protein complex
Molecular function (GO): transcription regulator inhibitor activity; I-SMAD binding
Source: RefSeq, a predicted model, not a curated record
GUGAACUGGUGUGGUCUGUGCUGCUGUCUGGGCUCCCAGCUGUGCCCAGCUGCCUUGGUAGCUCUGUGCUGGGCAUCCCUGACCACUGGAGUCCACACGUCUGGUGCCUGCCCUGUCCUGGUGUGGUGGCCCUGGCCGUGGUUCAGCCUCGGAGCUGGCCGGGAGGGGGCGAAUCAAUGAAUUCCCCAAACAGGGAGGUCCGGGGGAGGGGAGAGCAUCCCGGCACAGGAAAAAGUGCAGGCAGUGACGCACGGCUGGCAGAGCAGUGCCGGCCGCCCUGAGAGCACAGCCCUAUGCGCCGCCCCGGAGCCUCGCGCCCUCCUGCACCACCCACCGUGAGUGAGACCCCUUUCCCCAGGGACCCCUUACCCAGCCCCAUGGUGGGGCCACAGGGGAGUGGGCGGGUGCUGUGGGCAAGGGCACGUGGACCGUCAGCACAGGCAGAUUCCCCAGCAGUGAGGGGUUGUUUUUGGAGUCAUGUCUGAUAUGAUCUCCGGGAUGCCAGUACCCCUCGAAGUGGCACCGUGCCCUCGAGGUGGGGACGGCAGCAAUGUGGGGCACAGGCAGCGGCAAAUCCAGGCAAAGCAGCCUCGUGGGAGGACACAGGAGGAUGCAGCAGGUCCCCACCAGGACCCUCUGCAGCCACAGCGCUCUCGCGGGAGGUGACGGAGGUGACGCCUGUCCCUGUCCUGCAGGUGGUCCCCACUGCCGCCCCAUGUUCCGCUCACGCCGCGCGGGGCUCGUGCGGCGGCUGUGGCGGCAGCGCUGUGCAACAGCGGGCCCCGAGGACGGCCCCAGCACCCUCAAACCAGCAGCUCAUGCCCUCUUCAAGAAGCUGAAGGAUGAGGAUCUGGAGCUGCUGGUGCUGGCAGUGGAGAGCCGGGGCGCUUGGGAGUCCAGCUGUGUUUGGGCACCACGGGGGGAUGCGCGAGGGGCCAAGCAGGGGCUCCCCCCUCAAGUCCUGCUCUGCCGCCUCUUCCGCUGGCCCGACGUUCACCAGCCCCAUGAGCUCAAGCACCUCUGCUACUGUGCUGGGCACCGGGGGGUCUGCGGGGACUUGGCUGCACUCUGCUGCAACCCCCACCACUUCAGCCGCCUGGCUGUACCUGAGACCCCACCACCCUCCUACUCGAAGGCAUCCUGUGGUCCCUCCUGGCCAGACGAGCCCCAGCACCCUGGCACUCAGCUCCUAGAGUUCAGCUGCAAAGGUGGGGACUGGCACGACACCAGCCUCUCACAGAGCACCAUCAAGGAUGGCUGCUGGUGCAAACUGGCUUACUGGGAGCACCGGACACGUGUGGGCCGCCUCUACGCCGUGCACGAAGCAUCAGUGAAUGUCUUCUGUGAGCUGCCAUGGGGCAGCGGGUUCUGCCUGGCCCAGCUGCCGGCUGCCCACCGCAGCCGUGCUGUCCGGCGGGCACGUGGCAAGAUCGGCCGGGGGCUGCUGCUGAGCCGGGAGCCAGGCGGCAUCUGGGCCUACAAUCGCAGCAAGCACCCCAUCUUCGUCAGCUCGCCCACCUUGAGCCCCCCCGGGGCCCGCAGGCUCACUGUCCUCAAGGUGCUGCCUGGCUACUCGGCAAAGGUGUUUGACUAUGAGCAGGUGGGGGGCAAAGGGGGCUGGCGGCUCCCCGGGGAGGGGCCCUCUGACCCCCACAGCAUCCGCAUCAGCUUUGCCAAGGGCUGGGGACCCUGCUACUCCCGGCAGUUCAUCACCUCGUGCCCGUGCUGGCUCGAGGUCCUGCUGAACCAGCUGCGCUGAGGGGCUGGGGCCUGUGGGGGGAUGUCAGGGAGCUCGCCCAGAGCAGGUGCACAAGCCAGGGGGCCCCUCCACCACUCUCCAGCCUUUGUCUUCCAGGGCUGUGCUGUAGCAGGACUGUCCUGACUCUGGGGACCCUCUGCCCUAGCCCUGAGGGGCAGUGCCCCCUGUGCCUGGCUCACCACCCUGCCAGCACCUGCUGCCCCCAACCAUGGGGCUCUCAGUGACACGAGGAGCUAUUUAACGUAUUCUUUUAAUUUUAUUACUUUAAUAGUUAAAUAUAUAUUAAUUUAUCUAUUCUUGCAAAACAAACCAAGGUGUGAGGCAGGAGUCCCCGCUGGCCAGGCCAGGCCUCGGGAGGUGGCAGCCAGGGCAGAAUGGGCUGUGGGGAGCAGGAGAGAAGGGAGGUGGGACAGAGUGGGGGGCAGGAGGUGGGCUGUGGGCCUGCCUGGAUGUCACAGCAAGCAAGGGGAAAGAAAAUGAACUGUCACUGCUGGGGUGGAGUGGGGCCAUGAGUACAGCUGGGAUACGGGGCAGGUGGAUGGGUGUGGGGCAAGUUAGCACAGCUGGAGUGUGGGGCAGGUUAGAACAGCUGGAUGAGUGUGGGGCAGGUGCUGGGGCAGGUGAGCACAGCUGGAGCGAAUGGGGGGGCAGGUCAGCGCCCCUGGGGUGGAGGUCGGUGCAAAGUCUCCCAAGGCGGGGUUGCCAGGCCCCGGGCGGUCCUUCAGCCGUGGCAGCGCAGGGACGCCCCGGGCGAGUGCAGCUGCGGGGGUCCCCGAUUUCCCAUGCCGCGUCUGCUGUUUUUAACCCCAAUAAACGGUGCCGCCGGCACCAAGAGAC